AUUUUUGUCCUCAAUUUACUCGACAUAUUCAAACGAGACAACACCACCGAUAUUGUCCACUGUCUUAGCGCGUUUUUUUCCGAAAAGUUUUCACAGUUUAUGCGGGGGUGAAGAUACGUUGUACGAGGUUCGAAUCCGAGUGAACUUUAGUGAUUUACCGCCCUAGUGAGGAAAAUGGAGUUACCCUACAAAUUGAACACGAAAAUUCUGUUGUUGGCCCUUAUGGGUGUGAUAAUGGUCAUAUGCUCCUACUUCAUGUUCGUGUAUGAACCCAUCAGCCUUAUAAUAAAAAAGCUGUUAUCCUUGGAAACUGGAACGCUGUUCUUCUAUCUAUGGCAAGACCCACCGUACAAGAUAUACAUAAACGUGAACAUUUUCAGUGUUACCAACCAGGAAAAGUUCACGAGGGGAGAAGAAAAAUUGGCUCUCCAAGAAGUGGGACCAUACUGUUUCCAGGAAAUACUACUGAACACGAACGUUACGUUUCAUCCUAAUGGUACAGUCUCCUACGUUCCAGUUAGAAGUCUCAAGUUCAUCAGAGAAAGAUCAGUCGGAGAUAUUAACAUUGAUAGGGUUGUAUCCCCUAACAUCCCUUUAGUGGGUAUUUCCGCCAUGUUAAGGGACUCCUCGAUGUUCACCAAUCUAGCCCUGACAAUGAUCAGCAACACAGCAAAUUCCAAAUCCUUCGUAAACGUUACAGUUCACGACUACCUGUUUGGCUACGAUGAUCUCUUGGUGAAACUAGCCAAUACGGCCCUGCCCACCUGGAUCAACUUCGACAAAUUCGGAAUUUUGGACAGGAUCAUGGCUCUAGAGAACGCCUCCAACAUCGUCACAAUCACGAGCGAUCACGUGUUGGCCAAGCCCACAAACCCCCUCUACGCUGCAGAAGACCUCAAGAGGGACUUCUACAUCCAAGAGUACAACGGAUCCCCCGGUCUACGCCAAUGGGGCUACGAAGACACCGAGGGAAACGAAACCUGCAGCAGCAACUCCAAGUGCAACUUCAUCGGCGGAGGUUUCGAUGGUACCCUAUUCCCCAGAGACUUAACACUGGACCAAGGCAUGCUCUUGUACAGAAGAGCCUUCUGCAGGCCCGUACCCGCAGUCCCAGUGAGAGAAGUCAUCAUGAAUGGUUAUGAAGGCGUGGAGUACGCUGUUAAAAAAGACUUCUUAUAUGAGCCAUCCGCCAACCCAGACAACGCUUGUUACUGCAAAGAGGAAGGGGAUUGCUUACCAAGGGGUAUAGUCAGUAUAGCCCCAUGCUACUACGAUAUCCCAAUAACCCUAUCCCAACCACACUUCUACAACGCCGAUCCCAGCCUGUUGGAACAAGUCACUGGUUUGCUACCCAACAGAUCCAAACACGACGUGAAUUUCACCCUUCACAAGCAGCUAGGACUUCCAAUUCAGGCUAAUUUAAGGAUUCAAGUCAACCUAGACGUUGGCGAGACCAAGUACAACGCUAAAACCACCAUCUUCAACAACCUACAUCUUCCGCUCUGCUGGUUAGAGCUUCAAGUAGAUGAGGUCCCUCUUUUGGUCAACGUGUUGAUAACCUUAGCCUUCGUUUUGGCCCCCAUAAGCGCGGUGAUACUCAAGUACUGCCUGGUCAUCUUCGGAGCAGCAAUGAUCUCCUGCUCGGCCCUGCUGAUGUUGAGCUCGUCGGAGAUAGUGGCAGAAAACAAUCUGGAGGCUUUGCCGUUCAGCAGGUUCAGUCUGAGGAGGAGCAGCGAGUACAAGCCGAUCCCAGUGAGUUCGCCUCAGCAGUAUCUGAGGCAGAACAUGAGAAGGAUAUCUAAGUGAAUUGACUUUGUAUCGAAGGUAGAUUUGGCGUCUGUGAUGCCGUAUAGACUGAUUUUUAAUUUAUUGCCGAUUCAAAUGUACAUAGUUCGAAAAGUGAUAUUUUUGGUGAUACUUAGAGUAGUGUGGUUUUGUAAGUGAAUUAAAUUGAAUUAUUUCAUAA
This is a messenger RNA of Coccinella septempunctata (seven-spotted ladybird), 1966 nucleotides long. RefSeq names its product scavenger receptor class B member 1-like. The coding region runs from base 175 to 1806 and encodes 543 amino acids. Lineage: Eukaryota; Metazoa; Arthropoda; Insecta; Coleoptera; Coccinellidae. Gene Ontology annotation, cellular component: membrane; cytoplasm. The transcript has 6 exons. Gene Ontology annotation, molecular function: scavenger receptor activity. The record is from RefSeq and is a predicted model, not a curated record.